GCCGUAGACCUAAUAACUCCUCAUCUCUAUGGUUUGAAAAUAUAAAAAUUGACAUCCGAAUCUGAAAAUUAGUGACUUGCUUGUUUUCUUUAUUGAGUAGCAUCAACUAAAUAUAUCCUAGCGGAAAUUAUUUAUCUGGAAUAUAAUUUGAAUCCCAAUUUUCACUGAGAAAAUGACUACACUGGAAGAUAAAUCCAUUUGGGAAGACGGCGAGGAAGCCCUGGGAGAAGAAGUUCUACGAAUGUCUUCUGAUGAAAUAGUAAGCCGUACCCGUCUUUUGGAUAAUGAAAUCAAGAUUAUGAAAAGCGAAGUUAUGAGAAUAAACCAUGAACUGCAAACUCAAAGCGAAAAAAUUAAAGAGAAUACAGAAAAAAUCAAAGUUAAUAAGACAUUACCAUAUCUUGUAUCUAAUGUAAUAGAACUCCUUGACGUAGAUCCCCAAGAAGAAGAGGAAGAUGGUGCCGUUGUUGAUUUAGACUCUCAGAGAAAAGGAAAAUGUGCUGUUGUUAAAACGUCUACUCGGCAGACAUAUUUUCUUCCAGUCAUUGGAUUGGUUGAUGAAGAAAAACUCAAACCAGGAGAUUUAGUUGGUGUGAAUAAGGAUUCAUAUUUGAUAUUGGAAACAUUGCCUGCAGAAUAUGAUGCUAGAGUAAAGGCUAUGGAGGUUGAUGAACGUCCAACUGAACAGUAUUCAGAUAUUGGUGGUCUUGAUAAACAAAUUCAGGAGCUAAUUGAAGCUGUUGUUUUGCCAAUGACGCAUAAGGAUAAAUUUGUCAACUUAGGAAUACAUCCACCAAAAGGUGUUCUUUUAUAUGGGCCACCAGGUACUGGAAAAACAUUAUUAGCAAGAGCUUGUGCUGCUCAAACCAAAUCAACUUUCCUUAAACUGGCUGGUCCACAGUUAGUUCAAAUGUUCAUUGGAGAUGGGGCUAAACUAGUAAGGGAUGCUUUUGCCUUAGCUAAAGAAAAAGCUCCAGCCAUUAUAUUCAUUGAUGAGUUGGAUGCUAUUGGUACAAAACGUUUUGAUUCUGAAAAAGCUGGGGAUCGUGAAGUACAACGUACUAUGUUGGAACUGCUCAACCAGCUGGAUGGUUUUAGUUCAACUGCAGACAUUAAAGUUAUUGCAGCAACAAAUCGUGUUGAUAUCUUAGAUCCUGCACUACUUAGAUCUGGUCGUUUAGAUCGUAAAAUUGAAUUUCCUCAUCCAAACGAGGAAGCAAGAGCAAGGAUUAUGCAAAUUCACUCUAGAAAAAUGACAGUUAAUCCAGAUGUGAAUUUUGAAGAGCUGGCUAGAUCAACUGACGAUUUCAAUGGGGCACAAUGUAAAGCUGUCUGUGUUGAAGCUGGUAUGAUAGCCUUGAGAAGGAAUGCUACAGCAGUUACACAUGAGGACUAUAUGGAUGCUAUUAUGGAAGUACAAGCCAAGAAGAAAGCAAACCUUAAUUAUUAUGCUUAAUCAGCUAACUUGAUAGAAUUUAAUAAAUAUUUUAUAUUUAA
Coccinella septempunctata (seven-spotted ladybird) is the source of this 1497-nucleotide messenger RNA. RefSeq names its product 26S proteasome regulatory subunit 6A-B (gene Rpt5). Gene Ontology annotation, biological process: proteasome-mediated ubiquitin-dependent protein catabolic process. The transcript is spliced from 2 exons. Bases 173 to 1456 code for a protein of 427 amino acids. Gene Ontology annotation, cellular component: proteasome regulatory particle, base subcomplex. NCBI's taxonomy places the organism in Eukaryota, Metazoa, Arthropoda, Insecta, Coleoptera, Coccinellidae. Gene Ontology annotation, molecular function: ATP hydrolysis activity; proteasome-activating activity; ATP binding. The record is from RefSeq and is a predicted model, not a curated record.